Tachyglossus aculeatus (Australian echidna) is the source of this 3242-nucleotide messenger RNA. It is a transcript of the gene EXD3, whose product is annotated as exonuclease 3'-5' domain containing 3. NCBI's taxonomy places the organism in Eukaryota, Metazoa, Chordata, Mammalia, Monotremata, Tachyglossidae. The record is from RefSeq and is a predicted model, not a curated record. The transcript has 23 exons. Gene Ontology annotation, molecular function: 3'-5' exonuclease activity; nucleic acid binding. Bases 192 to 2960 code for a protein of 922 amino acids. Gene Ontology annotation, biological process: nucleobase-containing compound metabolic process.
AAGGGAGUGGCCGCUGCACCGGAGGGGGCCCCGCCGGCAACGUCUCCCAGCCUGGAAUUUCCAAGCAGAAGACAAGCAGCGUCGCCCCUGGGAAGAGCACUGGACUUGGUAUUCCAAAGACUGAGCAGGCAACUUUGGGGCUUCGUUUGGAGGGAAGAACCCUGAUUCUGGCUACUCAGCUCCACGAAAGAAUGGACAAGGAAAGCAAUUCCACUGUCAGCAUGGCCGAAUUUUAUUUGGUGGGGAGAAACCCUUUCGUGGUGCCUCGGUGCCAUGAAAAAAUAGACAAGGAAAGCUAUCCCAUUGUCAGCAUGGCCGGCCAGGGCCCGCUCCAGUUGAUGAAAACCCUUCAAAACUUUUGGAUAAAGAAAGAGAUGCAGAAGUUCAAGGAAGAAGCCAGGCAGGGGUUCGCCGCCCUGGAGGACCCGCUAGCCGGACUCCUGGACAUCUUGGAGAAGGGCCAGAGCUGCAGGGGGAAAGGCCACUCACUGGACUAUUACAUUGCCCUGGAAUUGCAGCAUUGGAUACAGGACCAUCCCGGGAUGGCACAGUCGGGCUUGAGGCUGAAGAAGUUGCAGGCCCGGGUAUUCGGCAUCCUGGCGGACAGCCAGAGCGAUCUCUUCGACCCGCUGAUCCGAAUCUACCGGCUCCACGAAGCCGACCGCAACUAUCUGCUCGGACACGUCAGUCACCUUUACCACAACGGCAAAUACAAAGAGGCAAUUGUGCUGAGCACCAAGCUCAAAUUACAGCCAGAUUUAGAUAUUGAGAAGAUGUGCAGCCCACUGAUUCUGCAAGAUAAGAUGAACCUGGUUGAAGAUUACGUGUCGGGAAAUCCCGACCUGCAGGGCAAACUCGUACAGAUUCUGGACUCCUGGUGUCACCCCAGCUUCAAUACGAGCGUCAUUAUAAGAGAGUAUCAAAGCCCUAUGUCCUCAAGAGUGGAUAAGCUGAACCAGAAAACGCUGAGUAAAUUCAUCUUCCGCCUCCUGGAACAGUACAGUCUGGACCCAGAGCUCUGCCCCAAUGUCAUAAACCAGCGGCACCUGAGAUCCCUGAGAUACCUUUUCUACAAGAGGUUUGUUGAGAAAAGCAUGACUCAGGAGAACUGGACAGACCACAUCCAGAACACAGUGGGGGGAAACAUUUGGCUUCAAGAGCAGCUGAUUCAGCUCCUGGUCAGUUACUCCGAUGUAACCACGGCGGCCCUUUGGGCUCUGAAAUACCACCUCCCCGAUAAAUCACUCCCCAAUGGGAUAGCAGAGGAGCGGCAGAAACUCAAGGACCAGGAGAGGGACGAAGUGGACGACGGCAGAAAGAGUGACCACGAAGAGGCCCGAAGGCAAGACUAUUACCAACUGCCCAUUCCUCAGGAGAACGUUCAUUUUCUCAAAUCCUGGGAGGAAGUGGCCAGGUGGAAGGAUAUGGUCCUGCAGGCCGGGCAGGUGGUGGGGAUAGACAUGGAGUGGAAACCGUCCUUUGGAGCGGUCCGGAAGCCCCGGGUUUCCAUCCUGCAGAUGGCCGUGGAAGGGCACGUCUUCCUGUUGGACCUGCUGGAGUUCUCCAAGCCGGAAGACCGACGCGGGGAGGAGGAGGAGGAGAACAAGGCGUUUGCUCACUUCCUCCAAGAGCUCUAUUUGAACCCCUCCAUAACUAAACUAGGUUAUGGAAUGUUGGGAGACCUGCGUAAUUUAGCGUCUUCGGGACCUGCCCUCCGGAAUCUGGCUACGCAGGUUCAAGGCAUUCUGGACCUCUUCCAAAUAGAUAAGCAAUUGCAGAAGUGUCCCGGUCAGCAGAAGAAGAGUUCCUGCCCGGUGGACGUCCUGGCCCAAGAGCCGGGCCCCGAGGCAAGAGGGGCGAAGCAGGCUGAGAAAGGACUGAGCCUGCUGGUUCGACGCGUCCUGGGGAAACCUCUCGACAAAGCCGAGCAGUUGUCGGACUGGGAGAGGCGACCCCUCCGGCCGGCACAGAUCCUCUACGCCGCUUCCGACGCCUACUGUCUGUUGGAGGUUUUCCGGGCCCUGUGUGACGAUCCAGCCCGCUUUGGCCUCAGUGUGGACCUCAAGGAAGUAGUCCAGCUGAAUAUGAUCGCCAGAGGCCCCCGGCUCAUCAGUCAGCCCAAACGGCCACCUUCAUCCACACAAGAAUCCAAAGCCGCGGACGACGGCAGCCCUCCCGUGUCCCCGGCGGCAAUUUCCCCACGGGAUUUCAGCGUGGUUUGCGACAACAUGCUCCAGGGGACGGGCCGCUACCUCCGCUGCUUAGGGGUGGACGUCCUCAUCCUGGAGAACGGCGACGACCACAGGAAGGCGGCCGAGAUCGCUCGGCAAGAAGGAAGAGUUAUCUUAACCGCCGGAAUACCGUUUCAGACACUGAAGUCCCAGGUGAGAGAAGGACGAUGCUACGCGGUGAACACCUGCAGCAAGGCGAAGGAGCAAACCCUGAAAGUCCUGAAACACUUCAACGUCCGCAUUUCCCUCUCCGACGUGUUCAGCCGCUGUCAGGCGUGCAACUGUGAUGAGUACCUGAAGAUCUCCAGGGAGAAGAUGAGGCAACUGAUGAAGCUCAGCGGCCACGGAGCCGAGGAAAACGGGCCGGGAAAAUCCGCCCGGCCCCAGGUGGGCCGCGGAAACCAUCUGGGGACUCCGUGUCCACCACCGGGCUGCCCGGCGGAAACCACGGAGAAACGGGAUCGGGACCCGGCCACGACGGAAGCCCCGGCCAACCGGCUUCCGAGCGAUGGCGGCCACCGCGGCUGCCCCUGGUUGGAGGAGUCGGCCCUGAACACCGAGUCGCUGACCCUUAGCAACGGGACGUCCCUGCAGGCCUGGGCCAUCCCCGAGGGACUUCUCCACAGGGAAGAUUUGACACAUUUCUACUGUUGCACGCGGUGUGGCAAGGUCUUCUGGGACGGCUCUCACUUCGACCGGCUGGUCUCCCAGUUCCGGGAGAUCUUGUGAGGGAGAGGACGGGCAGAGGGUCUCCGGCGGCCGAGUCGAGGGGGCUCAGGGCUGGCGGGCGUCCGUCGAAGCCAACUGGUCCUCGGGGAGAGGGAUAAGAGAGCCACCCCUCUGUCCCUCUAGUCGUUGGCCCUGGGAGAAGCCGGAGACGGAAAUUUGGUCCGGUUUCGGGUUUACACGUUGGACUCGAGGAUGGGGACGCGUGUUGGGUUCACGGGGCGGGUGUUUGUGCUGUUUUUGGUAAAGGGUUCAUUAAAAUGGAUGUCCAGCAGCUGGAAGCUG